CUCGUAACUGCCAUUCUUUCCUCAUCCCAAUCUCCCUGCUUCAAAGUUUGGCGUGCUUCUGUGUCAGUGUGACCAAUUCGUCUGCAUCUUUCUUCUUAUCAAUCUCUCAGACACCGUCCACCAUGUCCUCGCAGGUCACUCCCUCCAAGCAGGCUGCUUCCUCCCUUGAGAACCUCAAGAUGAACGACUCGCCUGUCAAGAAGCUCAACUUCGAAUCUGUCGGCAAGGAGAACGCGCCUUCGUCCACUCCCGUCGACGUGACCGCCACCAAGCCUGUGGCGGAAAAGCCUGCCGAAGCUUCUUCGAUUGCGGCCCAGAUCAAGGAGAUGGAGGCCAACGAGCCUUUGCUCCAGGAAAACCCCCAUCGUUUUGUCCUCUUCCCCAUCAAGUACCAUGAGAUCUGGCAAAUGUACAAGAAGGCCGAGGCCUCUUUCUGGACCGCCGAAGAAAUUGAUCUCUCGAAGGAUUUGCACGACUGGAACGAGCGUCUGAACGACGAUGAGCGCUACUUCAUCUCCCGUGUUCUCGCUUUCUUCGCCGCCUCCGACGGCAUUGUCAACGAAAACCUGCUGGAGCGUUUCAGUGGAGAGGUGCAGGUUCCCGAGGCUCGUUGUUUCUACGGCUUCCAGAUCAUGAUCGAGAACAUCCACUCGGAAACCUACUCUCUCCUGAUCGACACCUACAUCAAGGAGCCCAAGCAGCGCACCUACCUCUUCGAUGCCAUUGACACCAUUCCCUGCAUCAACAAGAAGGCUGAAUGGGCCAUCCGGUGGAUCCAGGACAAGGAGUCGACCUUCGGAUCUCGUCUCGUCGCCUUCGCCGCUGUCGAGGGUAUCUUCUUCUCUGGAUCCUUCGCCUCCAUCUUCUGGCUGAAGAAACGUGGUCUGAUGCCCGGUCUCACUUUCUCCAACGAGCUGAUCUCUCGUGACGAGGGUCUCCACACUGAUUUCGCCUGCUUGCUGUUCUCUCACCUCAACAACCGCCCCAGCAAGCAGGUUGUGGAGGACAUCAUCGUCGAGGCUGUCGCCAUUGAGAAGGAGUUCUUGACCGAUGCCCUUCCUUGCGCUCUGCUGGGUAUGAACUCCAAGCUGAUGUGCCAGUACAUCGAGUUCGUGGCCGACCGUCUCCUGGUGGCCCUCGGCAACUCGAAGUACUUCAACGCCACCAACCCCUUCGACUUCAUGGAGUCGAUCUCCCUGGCCGGCAAGACCAACUUCUUCGAGAAGCGUGUCGGUGACUACCAGAAGGCCGGUGUUAUGGCAAGCACCAAGAAGGAUGCCGCUCAAGAAGAGACGAAGACCGGCAACGGUGGUCUCUCGUUCGACGAGGACUUUUAAACUGAUGCCACACGACUAUACCCGGCCUUGUGGGCGGCCAUUGGAUACGAGCUAAUUUGUUUUCAUUUUUACUACCCUUUGCAAUUAUUGUUUUUCGGCAGUGCUAUUGAUUUAUGAGCUUAUUUGAGGGAUGCGCAUGGGACUGGCGUUUGAAGGCAGGAAUUAUUGACGUAUUAAUGUCUCACCACAUUCGAUACGUGCUUGUAUGGUAUGGAAUGGAUGGCGGACUGUAUUUAAAUGAAUAGGAUAUCAUUGUACAUUCGAGUUGGAUAUUUCAUUUUGUUCACAUAGUCUAGAAUCAAGUGAUUGGC
Molecule: messenger RNA, 1648 nt
Organism: Aspergillus steynii IBT 23096
Lineage: Eukaryota; Fungi; Ascomycota; Eurotiomycetes; Eurotiales; Aspergillaceae
Product: ribonucleotide-diphosphate reductase subunit RNR2
Exons: 4
Coding region: 123-1337 (404 amino acids)
Biological process (GO): deoxyribonucleotide biosynthetic process
Molecular function (GO): oxidoreductase activity
Source: RefSeq, a predicted model, not a curated record